Messenger RNA from Hypoxylon trugodes, 4335 nucleotides. RefSeq names its product ABC transporter. Gene Ontology annotation, cellular component: membrane. Lineage: Eukaryota; Fungi; Ascomycota; Sordariomycetes; Xylariales; Hypoxylaceae. The record is from RefSeq and is a predicted model, not a curated record. The transcript has 13 exons. Gene Ontology annotation, molecular function: ABC-type transporter activity; ATP hydrolysis activity; ATP binding. The coding region runs from base 1 to 4335 and encodes 1444 amino acids. Gene Ontology annotation, biological process: transmembrane transport.
AUGGCUCGCAUUGCGAGCUCUGUGGAUACGAUCGCCAAUUUUUCAAUUGUACUUUCAAGUUUGUUUAUAUGUUUAUCCUCAUUGCGAAUUUGGUUUUUACGUAGAGCACCACCGGCCGUCAUCUCCGGGUUCCAAGGGUGGGCCAAGACGGUGUUUUCAAUUCUUCUUGCCCUGUCGAGUUUGGGGCGUCUUGCUACUGUAGAGAAUUCUACGAUUAAUGGGGGCGAUUUGCAUGUCGCUUCUCAGGCUCUAGAAUUUGUCGCCGCUCUAAACCUUUGCGCCUUAUCAUGGAUUGAGCAUCAUCGAAGUUUCUACCCGUCACACCUGAUUAUCCUAUAUCUCAUUGCAUCCCUCAUUCGAGAUGGUGCUGAGAUACCGUGGUCAUUUUUGGGGUCACACGAUCGGCUCGUGGAUGACCCGGUCUUGGCACGAGUAGUCCUUGAAGUGGCUUUACUUGCUACCGAGAGCCUUCAAAAGACGUAUAUCGAGGGGUCACUCUAUGAAGGUGUAUCGCUCGAGGAGAGGUCUAGUGUUCUAGACAGAGUGUUUUUCUGGUGGAUCAAUCCGGUCCUGCUCGAAGGAUACCGUAAUGUCCUUUUAAACAGUGAUCUGCCUUCAAUUGAUUCGAAACUCUUGUCGAAACCUGUCCGAGUUGCAGCCUUACGUGCUUGGGAUCAAAGAGCAAGGCCCGAGACCAGCAUGACGCUUCCAAAAGUUUUACUAGCCUGUCUCAAGAAACCAUUUUCGCUUGCGAUACCUGCACGGCUCUUUCUUACAUUCUUCCGGUAUUCGCAACCAAUAAUUAUACGUCAGGCUAUCGUAUAUGUCACUGGUACUGCAUUGAGAGAUCAGACAUGGACUGGACAUGGCCUUGUUAUAACGGCUAUUGUUAUCUAUGUCGGGUUAGCUAUCUCGACUACGAUUUACCGACACUCUCUUAACAGAUUAAGAACAAUGAUCCGAGCUUCUCUCAUAGCAUUGAUCCAUGAUAAGACGAUGAAUUCGUAUGCAGACACAUUAAGCGAAGGGAAGGUCUUGACGCUGGCUAGCACCGACGUAGACGCUCUCGACACGAUCGGCGAGAUGUUCCACGAAACUUGGGGGCAGGUUCUCGAGGUCGUCAUUGGUAUCGUAAUGUUGACUUGGGAAGUCGGUUGGCUGGCUCCUGUGCCUCUUUUCAUCAUUUUCCUAUGUUCUCGCAUGAGCCAAUACGUUGCGAAAAAUCUACGAUCGAGAAUGGGUAGCUGGAAUGAUGCGACCCAAGCUCGGAUAUCCAUGACGAGCGCUACAGUCGGAGCUAUUAAAAACAUCAAAAUGCUCGGCUUACAGGACGCCAUCUCCGCUCGUAUUGAGCAGCUUCGCCAGAAUGAACUUCACACGGCUAGUGGAGUCCGUUGGAUGAUGGUAGCUUAUAACGCCUCGGCGAAUGCGAAUGGGAUGUUCGCUCCAGUCAUCACACUUGUGCUCUAUGCCAUACUGGCGAAGCUGAAGGACGGUGGAUUGGACACCGAGACGGCUUUCACGACGAUCGCGAUUCUGAGUAUGGUCACGCAUCCGGCAAACAUGGUGAUGACCAUCAUCCCUCGGGUUAUCGCUUCAUUCUCUAGUUUUGAGAGAAUCCAAAGCUUUCUUCUUCAACCAUCACGCCGAGAUUAUAGAGCCGAGCUUGCUAGAUCGAAAGCGACUUCCGAAUCCGAAACUGGUAACGGCGACGUUGAUAAUUCGCAUCGAGCUAUCCAUAUAGAAAACCUCUCUGUCGGCGAAACACGUCAUUCCCUGGACGAGAUGAAUUUGAAUGUCCGGCAAGGCUCAUUUGUCAUUUGUUCAGGCGCGACAGCGACUGGCAAGACGAUUUUUGCGCGUUCUAUCUUAAGUGAAAUUUCUUCGGUCGGAAUGGUGGCGGUAUCCUCCAAGCGUAUUGGAUAUUGUUCUCAAAUACCUUGGUUACCAAAUGAUAGCAUUAAACAGGUUAUUGUGGGUUUUAAUAAUGAUUCCGACGUUACCGGCCAAGAGUGGUAUGCGACUGUUGUCAACGCCUGCUGUCUUACCCAGGACAUCGACGCGCUUCCAAGCGGGGAUGAGACACUCGUUGGAAGUAAAGGGAUUAACCUUUCUGGAGGCCAGCGACAGAGACUAGCUCUUGCGCGUGCGGUGUUCGCUCGAACAGAUAUACUUAUUUUGGACGACCCGUUCAGCGCCCUUGACGGCAGAACAGAGAAGCAUAUCGUUAAGAACCUAUUUGGGGCCGAAGGUCUUCUUAAGAGACUUGGAACUACCGUAUUUCUUAUUAGCAACUCUACCGAAUACUUUCACCUAUCAGACGAAAUAAUUGUUCUGGAACAUGGGCAUAUUAAAGAGCGGGGAAGAUGGGACGAGUUAACCUCUCGAGAUCCUGAAGUGUCGAAAAUAAUACUCAGCGAGGAUGGUGCCCGCGAGAGCAAAGCCGCUGUGCCUGAUACCGCUAACCCGUUAUUCGGGCAGGGUAGAAAUGGCGAUAUACUUGCCGACUCGAAGCGGAAGACGGGGGAUUCCGCCCUUUACAAUUAUUAUAUAAAUGCAGCUGGGGUUGUGAAUUUUGCGUUCUUGCUUAUUUGCAAUGCGUCCUGCUCCUUUUUCGUCACUUUUCCUCAGUACUGGCUGAAAAUGUGGACCGAUUCAAAAUCAAACGAUGAAUGGAUAUAUAUUGGCGGGUAUAUCGCCUUGGCUCUUAUCUCGUGGUUUUCUACGAACGGAAUAAUGUGGUCAACCGUGAUUCGAGUUGCCCCCCAUUCGGGGUUUGCAUUACACUCUAAGCUGCUAAAAACCAUUACUUGUGCACCCUUACUGUAUUUCUCUCGAACCGAUAACGGGUCUAUCCUCAACCGAUUCAGCCAAGACCUCGUGCUUGUAGACAGAAAACUCCCGUCUGCAGUGGCGUCAAUGGGGACCCAAGUCUUCAAGCUUCUAACCCAGCUUAUUUUGCUAUUCGUGGCCCAGAAAUUUCUCACCGUCACCUUACCCAUAUGUUUUGCGAUCGUAUAUAUCGUCCAGAAAAUAUACCUUCGAACAUCGCGACAACUGCGACUCCUAGAAUUGGAAUCGAAGUCCGCAGUUUUGAUUGACUUUUUGGAAACGGUGGAUGGAUUGACUACAAUCCGUGCGUUCGCGGGACAACUUAAAGCAGAAGCAGAACAUCUUCGCUCCCUCGAUGAAUCGCAGAAGCCUUUCUAUCUCCUUCUAUGCCUUCAAUGUUGGCUUAGGAUCGUUCUAGACUUACUUGUAGUAGGAAUAGCUGUUGGUGUAAUUGCUCUUGCCGUCGCUCUUAGGAACACGACCACGGGUGGACAAGUCGGUGUCGCACUGAAUAUUGUGUUGAUCGCCAACACCACAUUACUCCGGUUAGUUGAAUCGUGGACCGACUUGGAAAUAUCUCUUGGGGCUGUCUCCAGGAUUAAGAGCCUCGAAGAAGAGGUACAUGGUGAAGAUUUACCGUCCGAAGUCAAUGCCACUCCCGAGGCUUGGCCUUCUUCUGGCUCGAUCGAAUUUUGGGAUGUUACGGCAUCGUAUAACAUCGAAAAUACAGCCCUUGAAAAUAUAUCUUUGCGAAUUGAACCGGGACAGAAAGUUGUCAUUUGCGGUCGAACUGGAAGUGGCAAGAGCUCAUUACUACUCACACUUCUUAGGCUACUAGAUAUAAAAUCGGGUUCAAUCAUAGUAGACGACAUAAAUAUUGGUCUGGUGCCUCGUUCAAUAGUGCGCGAACAUUGCUUCGUCACUGUGCCUCAGGAACCUCUACUUUUCAAUCAAGAGACUCUUCGAUUUAAUGUGGACCCGACGGAAACUCUCUCAAACGAUACUAUUAUUGAAAUUCUUUCCAAGGUUCAUCUAUGGCACCAUUUUAUCCACAUUAUAGAUCAAAAGGAGUUGCAUGAUGUUGAUAUUGGCACCCAUCCAAUUCUCGAUCGAACUCUAGUGUCGCUUCCCCCUCUCUCGGUGGGGCAAGGUCAACUUUUAGCACUCGCACGAGCGUUGCUUCAGGUGUAUGCCCUCAGCAACUUGGGAUCAAAGCCGAUCAUCCUACUUGACGAGGCAACCUCUUCCCUCGAUUCGCGAACCGAGGAGUUGAUUCUCGAUAUUGUCCAUAAAGAACUCACCGGAAAAGGACACACGGUGGUCAUGGUUGCCCAUAGAGUUGGUGCAGCGGUAUCGCAUUUAAGAAAAGGGUUAGAUAUCGUGAUUUGGAUGAAAGAUGGGAAGAUCGAGAAAGUAGGAGAAUUGAGUGAUGUGAUGGGUCAAACGGAGCAGGCGACGGCUAAUCGCAUUAGUGAAGAAGAAGAGACGAGCGAUGAACGAUGA